Messenger RNA from Linum trigynum, 2830 nucleotides. Lineage: Eukaryota; Viridiplantae; Streptophyta; Magnoliopsida; Malpighiales; Linaceae. The record is from the annotation of a GenBank genome assembly.
CAUAAGCUUUUUAAUGGUCAAACAUAAAUGUUGACUGUCACCUAGGACAGAGUUAACGGAACUAGACGACGAGUGACCAAGAAUGACAUAAAUGUGUAGUAUCAAUGGCCAAAUUGAAGUGAAAAUGAUUCGGGUAACUAACGUGUAGCAAAUAGGUAAUAUGAGUGACCAAACUUGCAAUUCACCCAAGCCAAAACAGAGCACCGAAUUUCACCGCUUGCAUGAGUCCUGGAAUUUCCGCGAAAAGCACCGAAAAUCACCUCUCUCUCUCUCUCUCUCUCUCUCUCCAAUUACAGGGGACGGAUAUGGCAGAAACCGCCUUAUGUUUUCCCUAAAAUGGUUUUCCCGAUUCUUCUUCUCUCUCACUACGUGGUUGACAAAUGGUUCCAUCCCCUUUCUUCCACCGUAUAAAUACAAUCCCUCCCUUCUCUUCAUCUCUCCACAUAUAGAAAGCAAAACCCACAAGCACUUUCCAAUCCAUUAAACUGUUUCCAGAUCAAACUGAAGAGGUUGCACAAAACAAAAACAAAAAAAAACAGAGCCAUGUCGAGCACUAAGGGCCAGGUCAUUCGCUGCAAAGCUGCGGUUGCAUGGGAGGCAGGGAAGCCAUUGGUGAUCGAAGAAGUGGAAGUUGCGCCUCCACAGGAAAACGAAGUCCGUCUCAAGAUCCUCUUCACCUCUCUCUGCCACACCGAUGUCUACUUCUGGGAAGCCAAAGGCCAAACCCCAAUGUUCCCUCGCAUCUACGGCCACGAAGCUGGAGGGAUCGUGGAGAGCGUCGGCCCGGGAGUGACGGAUCUGGCGCCAGGUGACAAGGUUCUGCCGGUGUUCACCGGGGAAUGCAAAGAGUGCCGCCACUGCAAGUCGGAGGAGAGCAAUAUGUGUGAUCUCCUCAGGAUCAACACCGACCGCGGAGUUAUGCUCGCCGACGGCAAGUCCAGGUUCACCGUCAAUGGCAAACCAAUCUACCAUUUCUUGGGGACAUCCACUUUCAGCGAGUACACCGUCUGCCACGUUGGAAGCGUCGCCAAGAUCAACCCCGACGCCCCUCUCGACAAAGUCUGCGUCCUCAGCUGCGGCAUCUCCACUGGUCUUGGAGCCACUCUGAAUGUUGCAAAGCCGAAGAAAGGUCAGUCCGUCGCCAUCUUUGGGCUCGGAGCAGUUGGCCUUGCUGCUGCUGAAGGUGCAAGGCUUUGUGGAGCAUCAAAGAUCAUUGGGGUUGAUUUGAACGCGAGCCGAUUCGAGCAAGCCAAGAACUUCGGAUGCACGGAUUUCGUGAACCCGAAAGACCACGACAAGCCUGUCCAGCAGGUGAUUGCUGACAUGACCGACGGAGGAGUCGAUCGUAGUGUGGAGUGUACCGGAAACGUCCAGGCCAUGAUCUCAGCAUUCGAAUGUGUUCACGAUGGCUGGGGUGUUGCAGUGCUAGUUGGUGUUCCGAACAAGGACGACGCGUUCAAGACCCACCCGGUGAACUUCCUGAACGAGAGGACGUUGAAGGGGACCUUCUUCGGCAACUACAAGCCUCGGACCGACCUUCCUUCCGUUGUUGAGAAGUACAUGAACAAGGAGCUUGAAGUGGAGAAGUUCAUUACUCACUCCGUGCCCUUCUCGGAGAUCAACAAAGCGUUCGACAUCAUGCUGAAAGGAGAAGGGCUGAGGUGCAUCAUUCGCAUGGAGGACUAAGAUGGAAUGUUGAAAGCUGAAAAAAACCCAGAGCGAAGAGAUGGUGAUCUGCUUCAGUAUAUAUGAUCCUGUUUAGUAAAGAACUUUGUCGAGUCUAAUAUUUGUGAUGUUAGUAUCUGCUCUUGGUGUUUGGGAUCUCGUAUAUGAAAAAGAGUAACGAUGUCUUUCUGUUUAUUUGUAUGCAAGUUUUGGGUCCUCUGUUUUUUCCCCCAUAGUCAUCUCUAAUGUUAUUUGCUAAAAACUACUUGUCAGGAGUAAGUACACCAAUCAAUGCUAAUAAACAUCUCCAUCGUUCUAAAGACAUAAUCUUGUUAUGCUGAGAAGGAAGAUCUUCUGGGAUUAGCAGCUUGCAGAAGGUGACAAUUAGAGGAUUGAUUCGCAGAGUAGAGAGGUUAAUGCUCUACUGUUUUAAAUUAUGUAAAACUGCUAAAGUUUGUUAUCUCUAGUAAAAAGUUGAAAAUCCAUUCAUGUGGCUUUCUCUCACUCGUCACAAAUAUUAAUGAUUAGUUCUUCAGAUGCGGGUUUCAAACGUGAUUUCUCCUCUUUUGCAAUGCAUAUUACCUUGGUCUUACAUCGAUUAAACAAGAGAGAAUUAAAGAAUUUAGGUUUUAAUCGAUUUUUAAGGCAAAUUCAACAUUAGUCUUUAAAUGAGUUUGAGCCUUGUUCGGUUGGAUUUUUGGACCUAAGUGGCCAAACUUCCUCUUCCAGACACAAGUGGCUCACCGUUCUCUCUGGGCUCCAUGGCGAGUAGCCUCCUCCCCAAUGUGACUGACUUGGUAUCAAAAUAUGAAAGUGUAGCCAAGAAGGUACCAAGCUGGCAAGGUACUCUCGGUAUCAAGAGAUGAAAAUUGGCCAAGUAUGAAACCAAGAGGGUACCAAGUUGACAAGAAAUGUUUGGUACCAAGAUGUGAAAUUUGGCUAAGUUGGAGACAUGAUAUCAAGCCAAGACAUGCUUGAUAGUGUUAUUGACCGGUUAAACCGCCACCCGGUCACAAAACCGGCUCGGAACAGUCUAAAAGCCGCUCCGGUUUUAUGUAGCGGUUGGCGAGCGGCUGAGGCGGUUAACCGAUCGAGCCGAUCGAGCCGCUCGUCCGGUUUUUGCCAUUCAGCCACUAAAUUUAAUUAAAAAAAUUAUAGAAAAUUG